Molecule: messenger RNA, 1417 nt
Organism: Brassica rapa (field mustard)
Lineage: Eukaryota; Viridiplantae; Streptophyta; Magnoliopsida; Brassicales; Brassicaceae
Product: E3 ubiquitin-protein ligase At4g11680
Biological process (GO): protein ubiquitination; ubiquitin-dependent protein catabolic process
Cellular component (GO): plant-type vacuole
Molecular function (GO): ubiquitin protein ligase activity
Source: RefSeq, a predicted model, not a curated record
GUCACUAUCUCUUUCUCAUCUGAAGAACCUCCGACAUAAAACUAAAAACAUUAUCUCGGUAUAAGACCCAUUCAAACUCAGAUCACUCGUCAAAGAUCCACCGUAAAAUAAUGUAUCCACCACCGAUCCCUACCUCCUCCUCCUCCUCCUCUUCUCCGGCGACUGAUGACGCUUCCUCGCCGCUACUCAACCGAAGCCGCCGUCCUUCGCAGCCGUUACGCGGCGCGGCGUCGCGGCUUCUCCGCCGCGCGAGCAGCCGCGGGAUGAUGCUCCGCGAGUCGUCGGUUCGAGUCCGCGAGACGGCGGCCGAGCAGAUUGAGGAGAGGCAGAGCGAGUGGGCCUACUCUAAACCGGUUAUAGUCUUGGACGUGCUGUGGAAUCUAGCGUUCGUGUUCGUCACCGUGGGAGUCUCGUGGUUUAGCUCGGAGGAAGAUCCUCGCGCUCCUCUUAGGUUCUGGAUCGUUGGGUAUAAUCUCCAGUGUUUGAUUCAUAUCGCCUGUGUGAUCGCUGAGUAUCGCCGUCGUGAAUCGAACCGAGAUUUGGAUUCCGGUUUAAGCUCGGUUCAAGGAUCUAGCGAUGGUUAUGGUGCUGAGAUUGAAUCUGGAAAUAGUGUUGCUAAGCACAUUGAAUCAACGAAUGCAAUCUUCUCGUUCGUGUGGUGGGUCAUUGGGUUUUAUUGGGUCACUGCUGAUGCUGAGGAACUCGCUCAAAGCUCUCCUCAGCUCUACUGGCUAUGUGUGGCGUUUCUUGCGUUUGACGUUAUCUUCGUAGUCCUGUGCGUUGCUGUUGCUUGUCUGAUUGGUAUUGCUGUGUGUUGCUGUUUGCCUUGCAUCAUCGCGGUUCUGUACGCAUUGGCAGAUCGGGAAGGCGCGUCUGAUGAGGAGAUUGAAAAGCUUCCCAAGUUCAAGUUUCUAACGGUGAGAAACUCGGAGAAAGUGAAUGGGGAGAUAAGGGAAACUCGUGGAGGGAUAAUGACUCAGCUUGGUGUUGAUUCUCCUACUGAACGUGUGUUAUCAAGUGACGAAGCUGAAUGUUGCAUUUGUCUGUGUGACUAUGAAGAUGGAACAGAGCUGCGAGAGCUUUCGUGUAGACAUCAUUUCCAUGAAGCUUGCAUAGAUAAAUGGCUACGCAUCAACGCCACUUGCCCUCUCUGCAAACUCAACAUCCUGAAAACCGGUGAACAAAGUGGCGAUGAUGCAGUAUGAUCCAAGUUUCUCCACUCACCUUCAUUAGAUCGAUGGUGAUCAAUCAUUUCAACUCAUGUCCAUUGUUAAAGUUUAAGAGCUUUAACACCCGAGACAGAGGAUGUGGCUUGCUCUCUCUCUCUCUCUAAUACUACUUUGUUGUGUAAAUGCAGAAAGUAAAUAGUUAUAUUACAUAACUGUUGUUUUACAUGUUGAAAUUAUUGUUAUAUAGA